Molecule: messenger RNA, 894 nt
Organism: Entrophospora sp. SA101
Lineage: Eukaryota; Fungi; Glomeromycota; Glomeromycetes; Entrophosporales; Entrophosporaceae
Source: the annotation of a GenBank genome assembly
AUGGAGGCCAUUUACAUAAAAGAAUGGGGUGUGGCUCUAAGAAAAAAUAUUUCCAACCAGCCAGAUUUAUCAAAUAAUAUUAUACCAACUCAACUGAUGAUACAAAUAGCAUUCAAAUUAUCUAAAAUAGAUUUAAGCAAUGCAAAAAAGGCAACUAUGUUAAAAAAUGAUGAAUGCAAUAAUAUUGGAAAUAUAAUUGGUGAAUCAUUAUGGCAAUCAUGUGGAAUAAUAAAAGAAAAUUUACCAACUCUGCAAAAUCCACAAUUUCUCACACAUUCUCAGUUCUUUUUUAAUGGACUUAUCACUGCUAUUCAGCAAAAUUAUAUUGAUCUUGGAAAAAAAAAUGACAACAAAAAUGAUAAAGAUUUAGAAUUAUGGUGUAAAAGAAUUUCAAUUCAGAGCAAAACAAUCAACUAUUUGAAAGGAGAUGUUCAUAGGUUAUCUGAAUUUAUAGCAAAACAAGAAUUAUAUACUUCUAAAAUACAAUUCAUAGACCAGCUCUGCAAGGAGUUAGAAUGCUCAAGGAAUGUUCCUGAGGGAUAUCUUCAUAAAUGGAAAACAUUCCUAGAAUUCCUACUGAAUGAAAAGUUGAAUAUAGAAAUAUUAAUAAUGGUUAAAUUUGGGGAAUGGUUCUAUGAAAGAAUAAUAAAUUUUUUAAUUGGUUCUGAUAAACAUCCUUAUAUUAUUCAAGGAACUUCUAGUAAACCUCUACCAAAUGGAUAUCGUGCUCAUCAGAUGCCUGAAAUGGUAGAGAUUUGGAUUGAUGAAUUAAAAAAUGCUUUACAGAGUCCUGAUGAAAUUUUUAUAAAGGAAUUGCAGACAGCCCGUGACCUAUUAAAUGAGCAAGAAUUUCUAAAUUUGGCAGAUAAAGUACAAUUAGCGUUUCACACCUAG